AUGGUGACAGCUGACGACAUCCAGAACGCGCCCGAUCGUGAGAGUAUCGCCAAGCUCAGAGCAACGGUCCGCGGCUUGAGAACCCGGAAGAUGAAGGAACUGAUCGCAAUCAGAAACCAGACACGUCUUAGCUUGGAUGACGAUGAAACCACCAACGACGCCGAACUUGUCGAUCUCUAUUCCAAGGAAGAAGAACUCGAGAUAGCUAUCGAGUCACUAGCUAGGUUAGCUGACCAAGCUACGUGUAGGAUCUCCGAGCUCAUGAAAGAGUCUGUCGUACCCACUACAUCUACAACUACUUCCUCCUCGGACGAUGGUCUCUCAACUCUGGUUACGGCCCUUACUUCGGCAUUGCAGAAGCCGCCAAGCUUACGUACCAGAAUCGCCGAUGUGAGCCGUCUUUCAGUUGCCAGCAAAGCAUUGAAGAACCCCUUCCUGUUGCCUACUCAUUUCAAACGAGUGGAGCAACUGUUGGUCGCAUCUGGGUUUGCUACCUUUGUCAACGGUACGUUCACUCCAGACGACGACAUCGAGGUUUACCUUGUCGAGAAGCUCAUAUUUACCCUGGUUGACCAUGACGGU
Perkinsus marinus ATCC 50983 is the source of this 582-nucleotide messenger RNA. RefSeq lists its product as hypothetical. The annotation marks the transcript as partial. Lineage: Eukaryota; Perkinsozoa; Perkinsida; Perkinsidae. The record is from RefSeq and is a predicted model, not a curated record. The transcript has a single exon.